Messenger RNA from Salvia splendens (bonfire salvia), 738 nucleotides. RefSeq names its product E3 ubiquitin-protein ligase COP1. Lineage: Eukaryota; Viridiplantae; Streptophyta; Magnoliopsida; Lamiales; Lamiaceae. Bases 1 to 738 code for a protein of 245 amino acids. The record is from RefSeq and is a predicted model, not a curated record. The transcript has a single exon.
AUGGAAACCGACGGCGACGGCGGCAGCAGCAGCGGCGCAGGAAAAUUCACCCGCGCCGUAUCCACCCGCACCCUAACGGACGUCAUCCACGACGACCCCGACGAUGGCGACUCGAAAGAGGAGCUCCGCGGCUGGAGGCACUUCAAGGAAAAGAUCCGCAGCCAAGGCCGCCGCGCCGGCAGCGGCUCCGCGUGGACGUCGAGCGUGUCCGUCCCGGCCUCGGACGUGCCGGUCCAGAAUCGCGUCAUGUUCCGGCACCCCUCGGGCCGGGUGAGCGCGGCCCCGGAGUCCGACCCGGGCAUGCUGCAGGGCGCGGAGAUCGGGGCCGUGCCGCAGCAGGACUUCCUCUCCUCCAGCCUGAGGCGCAACUCCAGCGGCCGCAACGAGAGGAGCGGGAGGUUCGACAGCGACCCCUCGCCCCUGCGGCGGCUGCAGGAGGAGGAGGCGGCGGAGGAGGAGGGGGGCGGGGAGGCGGAGGGGCAGGUGAAGAUGUCGCUGAUGUCGCUGCUGGCGGAGAACGAUGACGAGUACGGGAUGGAGGAGGAGGAGGAGGAGGAGGAGCAGGACGGGGGAGAGGCGAAUAUUAACUGUAGUAUUUGUAUGGUGAGGCAUAAGGGGGCGGCGUUUGAUCCGUGCGGGCAUUCGUUUUGCCGGCUGUGUUCGAGGGAGAUGUGGGUUCAAGGGGGCAAUUGCCCUCUCUGUAAUAAUUAUGUUUUGGAAAUUCUUGAUGUUUUCUAA